Messenger RNA from Diutina rugosa, 1965 nucleotides. It is a transcript of the gene ABP2, whose product is annotated as Abp2p. The record is from RefSeq and is a predicted model, not a curated record. The transcript has a single exon. NCBI's taxonomy places the organism in Eukaryota, Fungi, Ascomycota, Pichiomycetes, Serinales, Debaryomycetaceae. The coding region runs from base 1 to 1965 and encodes 654 amino acids. Gene Ontology annotation, molecular function: protein binding.
AUGGAGGUUGCCUCGUCCACAGCCAUGGUCGCCGACGAGUGGACGGUGAACCAGCAGAAGACGCUUAUCCGGUGGGUGAACCUGAAGUUGGCGUUGGCGACCGAUCAGAACAUGCCCCAAGUGACUCCCAAAGUGAGUGUGGCUGACAUUGGGGAUUUCAGCGAUGGGCUCGUGCUCAAUAAGCUUACGAACCAGUUGGUGUGGGAGGCUAAUCAAGUGAAAGAGGAUCCUGAUUUGCACUACCUCGCCCCGAUGAAUAACCGCCCCAAUUUUAAGAUCCAGAAGAUUGAGAAUUUAAAUGAUUACAUUGCUUAUGUGCAGAAAGUGCUUAAAGUGCCUGGGCUAACGAUCCUGGCCGAGAAUAUCUUCAACGGUGACGUGAAACCGGUGGUGGGUUUACUCUGGAAUCUCUACCAUUUUAAUCACCAAAGAAAGACGUGGACGACGUUGAAAUUGGAGAUGCUCGCGUGGGUAAACCAUGUUUUGAAACCAGUAAAGCUUCAAGUGAAUAACUUUGCUAAGGAGUGGAGUAUCGAUGGUGGGCGUCCCCAUGUGUUUCUCGAAGCGAUCUUCGAACGGUUUGUUGACUUACCGUCAUUACCAGACUCUCCUACGGAGAAGAUUGACGCUCUCAUUGAAUUUGGUGGGACUGAACUUGGUAUUCCUCCGUUACUGGACCUGAGUGAUUUCACUCUGAAAACCCCGGAUGAAAAAUGCAUCCUUCCUUAUAUUAUUGAAUUGCACCGAUACUUCCACCCAUUAUUUAAAGCUGGGAAAGUGAAGGCAGCCCCAGCAACCCACGGUGCCGCGUUGCCUAAACCUAAGCCGACCGAGCCUGUGAAGGAAGCUGUGCCAUCAGAGCCCAUAGAGAAGGACGAAGAAGAAGAGGCUGAGGCUGAAGACGACUCGGAAUUUGAUUUCCAUUCAGUCAACGACUUGGUAUACGUCAUUCUCACUACGCAUAAGCUUCGGACCAAGUACGAGGCUAACGCUAAUAAGUUCGUCGAAAAGGCGGCGGUGGCCAAACAACUGCUUGUACCGGAGUUUGCCGAUAUCACCAGUGAACUUAAUCUGCUGGUGCUCAAUUUGGAAACCAAUAAUAGCCUGAUUGGCAAGUUUGACCUGACAUUAAAGCUUACAAUCAUGCCGGCAUUAACCCAGAUGAACCAUAUGAUUGAAGUUUAUAAACAGCUGGUGACAAAGACCCGAAAGGCGUUGGCCAAGGACCACAGUGACCUCGGCUUGAUUGAGGCUUCCAUUAACCAAUACUUAUCGUUGAUUGACCCUUCCUUACACUAUUUCCCACAAAACCCAAUGUUGGCGUACCCUAACCUAUUUUGUCUGAUCCUCGACGUCUACACCGCUGAGUACCAGUUGGCUUACUACUGUAAACAGGUGAUUGAUAAGUUACAGUUGUGUAAACUAGACAACGUGAUGGAGACAUUGGAGGCGGCCGUCACCAACGACAGAAACGAAAAGCAGGCGAUAUUGGACUGUUUGCAACAGUUUGAACAAUUAUUAACGCUUUGGGAAGGGUUUAAAGUGUUUUACCGUCGAUUUAACCUUGAACAACUUGAGCCGGAAGUACCUGAAUUCAUCAUACCCGAGGUUCCUGCCCCAGUGUUUACCAUUGACCCCGAAUUAUACCCCACGUUUAAAGCCGCUAUAAGUAAAGCUAGCGGCCACCAAUCGCUUGCUGACGUGACCAAAUUCCUCAAAGAACUUAAGGUGGACCCUGAACACAUUGACGAGCUCGUCAAGAUUCUCCCCGGGACGAUUGACGAUGCGUCUCAGGAUGCCGACUUUAAGCUUGCCCUGCUGCUGGCGAGCCUGUCGUCGUUGUUGCUGGACAAUGACGACGACACGUUGUUUGAGAAUAACCAACCUCAAGUCGACCCUUUAACGAAUAAAGUGUUUGACGUCCCCACCUUGAUCGAAAAGAUCGAGCUCGGGUUCUCCAUUUAG